Molecule: messenger RNA, 3113 nt
Organism: Pezoporus occidentalis (night parrot)
Lineage: Eukaryota; Metazoa; Chordata; Aves; Psittaciformes; Psittacidae
Gene: SGMS2
Product: sphingomyelin synthase 2
Exons: 6
Coding region: 275-1372 (365 amino acids)
Biological process (GO): ceramide biosynthetic process; sphingomyelin biosynthetic process
Cellular component (GO): plasma membrane; Golgi membrane; endoplasmic reticulum membrane
Molecular function (GO): ceramide cholinephosphotransferase activity; sphingomyelin synthase activity
Source: RefSeq, a predicted model, not a curated record
AGCACCUCGGCAGUCGGGCGGCAGGGGCGGGUCGGGACGGGAGCGGAGCGCCGGGCUGGAGCGGGAGGCCGCAGAUGAUACAGCUCUAGAGGAAGAGACUGACCUUCAUGACUUGCUUGACAGGAUCUGAGUAGUGAAAGCACAAUAGACACCUGUUAGAGUUUAACAGAAAUAGAAAUUCAUCCAGGAACAAGAGCAUUGGACUUGAAGAAAUAAGACUUCAGAGCUCAGAAGUUGGUCACUGAUAAACCCUAUUUGGGAAUAUAGCGUGGGAAUGAAUACUAUUGAGACAGCAAAACUUGAAGAGCAUAUGGAGAGUCAAAACAAUGACGCUUCUAACGGCUACUCACGACCUACUCUCUCAGUUACUGAAGAGAGCAAAAAUGGCACUAGCAAACCAAAGGGCUUGUCUAAUGGCUUGCGAAAAACAACAAAGAAAUAUCCUGAUUACAUCCAGAUUGCUAUGCCUGCUGAGUCUAGGAACAAAUUUCCUCUGGAAUGGUGGAAAACAGGCAUUGCUUUUGUCUAUGCUCUCUUCAACUUGAUUCUAACAACUGUCAUGAUCACUGUGGUCCAUGAGAGAGUACCUCCAAAGGAGUUAAGCCCUCCCUUGCCUGACAAAUUUUUUGAUUACAUUGAUCGUGUGCAGUGGGCUUUUUCUGUAUCAGAAAUAAAUGGAAUGAUACUACUUGGAUUAUGGAUAUUCCAGUGGUUGUUUCUUAGAUACAAAUCAAUAGUGGGACGCAGGUUCUUUUUUAUAAUGGGAACUUUGUAUCUGUACCGCUGUAUUACUAUGUAUGUUACCACCUUACCUGUGCCUGGAAUGCAUUUUCAGUGUGCGCCAAAGCUGAACGGAGAUGCGCAGGCAAAGGUUCAGAGGAUCCUACGACUGAUUUCUGGUGGUGGUCUAUCCAUAACUGGAUCUCACAUCCUGUGCGGAGACUUCCUCUUUAGUGGUCAUACUGUGGUAUUAACUCUGGUCUACCUGUUCAUCAAAGAGUAUUCACCACGUCAUUUCUGGUGGUAUCACUUAAUCUGCUGGCUAAUGAGUGCUGCUGGCAUAAUUUGUAUCCUUGUUGCUCAUGAACACUACACCGUAGAUGUCAUCAUUGCUUACUAUAUCACCACACGGCUUUUCUGGUGGUACCACUCAAUGGCUAAUGAAAAGACUUUAAAGGUGUCUUCACAGACGAAUUUUCUCUCUCGAGCUUGGUGGUAUCCAAUAUUCUAUUUCUUUGAGAAGAAUGUGCAAGGCUCUGUUCCUUGCAGCUUUUCUUGGCCAAUAUCCUGGCCUCCCAGCUGCUUCAAAUCUUCAUGCAAAAAGUAUUCACGGGUUCAGAAGACCGGAGAGGACAAUGAAAAAUCUACCUGAAGAAAAGGAAAGCAUCUGCUCUGUUUUUUUGUUUGCUUUCUUACAAAAACAUUAAUGCUGUAACCAAAGUUCUUAAGAGGACUACACUGUAACUGAAGAAGUGGACCAAGUUUCUGUGCAAUUGGUUGGAAAGACAAUUGUAGAUACACAUAUUGCCAUUUCAUAUGUUCUCCUAUCAUCACGCUGUACCGACCUAUUCUGCUCUUCAGUGCUAAUAGAAUGCACCACUCUUGGGACUUUUUUUUUUAUUAUUAAAGAAAAAAUGGAGCAGGACUUUGCUUUACUAAUGAGAUAGAGGUGCCAAAGCCCACCUUAACACUUUUAUUACUAUCACUCAUCCACAGAAGCACCCAAAAAUCUCAUCUUCAGAGUCUGGAGUGCGUAAGGGCAAAAACCAUGCCAAAAUGUAAAAGUGUGGUAUCAGCAUAUUGAAGUAUAUAAAAAGAUAACACAGUUAUGGGAAGUGGUUUGUUGCAUUAUUCUUGCUAAUGAAGGUAAGGCCUUUGUGUGACUGGUACAGCUGGAAGCGAGUCUUGACUUUUUUUGCACUCUGGGUAUGACUAUCUUGUGACCCUGCAAUCUACUUAACACCAUUAUCUCCCAUAUAUUCUACUAUAUACAGAUUUUUACAUUUUUAUGAGUAAUUUUAUAUCUAAACUGUUGUGCUACCUGAUGACUUUGCAAAUUAGAAAUAGCUGCUAACAUCAGAGCUCAAGGAGCCAAAAGUUUUAUUUUUAAAAAAGGACACAGUUUCAAAGUUAAAUUGCAGCUGGCCUUGUCUAUAUAGCUAUACAGUGCCUAUCAGUGUAUGUAUAUGCAUAUACACACAAAAGCACACACUGCUGUGUAGUUAAAUACCUAUUAAACAAAACUGCUUACUGGAAAGAGUGAUCAUACAGUUCUUCAUUCAGGCAAAAGUCCUGUAGAUCUCACCUUGAGGAAUGCAAGGCCAGGUCCAAAAUGGGGCUAUAGUUAAAAUAAACUUUUAAAUUUUAGUAGCUAUCUCUUGCUGAAAGUAUGUAGCAGGUUUGCUUGGGAGGCAUAGUUCUUUUUUUACCUGUUGGCACAUGCUUCUCUAACUUACCUUAAAGAAAAAAAAAAAAACCCAAAGAAGUGCCAAGGUGAAUACCUACAACAGUAGCAUUUCUACAAGUAUUACCUAAAACCAUUUCAUAUUAAAUGACACUGUGGUAGAACUCAUAUGCAGAUUCCCCUUUUUUCCCCCCUAGGGUUUUGGUCCAGUUAAAAUGGCUGUUUAAACAAGUUGGGUGAGAAUGUGGAAAGCUACCAUGGCGUAAACAUGUAACAAAACCACAAAUUAACAGCUGCCUGGUUCUUGUUGGAUUUUGGUGGUUUGUAUUGUUGGCAAAACAGUGUAGAAAAUUAGAAUGCCACAUUUAACCCUUUAUGUUCUAUAUUAAUUCGUGCAGUUAUCUCAAUUUUAAAUUUUCAGUAAAACCUGAUAGCAAAUAUAAAAUUGUGUUAAGUGUUGAGGUGGUACCAAUUUAAAGGAAAUGCUGUUUAUUUUAAGAAUGUCUACAACUGAGUGACAAGUGUGAAUGUGAAAACUUGUUUUUAAAAAGUCUAGUUAAAGUUAUAAAAUGCAAUACAGAGUAUUUAGAUACCUUUUUUCAGUUAAGGGGAUCAAUUGCUGUGAGUUGUACAUGAGAAUAUUAAUGUACAUUUCAAAUAUUUUUGUGCAUUAUCAAAGUAAUACAAUAAACAAUGUUCCUUACAAUAA